AUGGCGCUGCUCAAUAUUCGCCCUCAUGAAGGAAACACAGAAGGUGCAGAUGCUAUUACAAAGUGUGGGUUGGUGGCCAUAAAGGAUGCCCAUGAUAUAGAAACCAGGCUUAAUGAGGUGGAGAAGCUUCUGAAGGCGAUCAUCAGCAUGCCCUGUAAAUACUCCAGGUCAGAAGUUGUACUCACCUUCUUUGAAAGAUCCCCGCUGGAUCAAGUAUUAAAAAACGACAACGUGCACAAAAUUCAGUCUAGCUUUCAGAGUCCAGUCAAAAUAUCAGAAAUCAUGAGGUCCAAUGGCUUUUGUUUAGCAAAUACAGAGACCAUUGUUAUUGACCACAGUAUACCAAAUGGGAAGGACGAACACCCGGAUGUGGACUCAGCAGACCACCUGUAUGAGAAUGGCAGUGAAUAUGCCUCAGAGUUGGAGGAUGGUGAUGACCCAGCAGCGUAUGUCACCAACCUUUCUUAUUACCAUCUGGCUCCCUUCGAGACUGACAUUCUGGACUGAGUGCUCACUAAUGCCAUUGUCACAGGCCUUAUUGCUGUCCCUCUAUACUGGACAUCAGGGGCCAAGAGUGGCCCCCCAGCUUCAGAUUGGAGAUUGCCUAUGAUGCCCCAAUUGGGGCUUUGCUUCUCAGAGCUGCUAGGCAUAACCCAAACACACAACCAGCAGGGACUGGGAAUGAGAGUAUAGCAUCCUAUGAGAGUAUGCAUGGGACUUCUGGUUGUGGACCGGUGAUGACAAUAACUCCAACCACCAGGAGCCCUUGUCACACAUGUUCAUGCUGCCUGUUGCUUCAGAAGGGUCUGCCCUUGUAAUACCAUUAGUCUGUUUUACCUCUCCCGGGACCUGCUGCAUGUGCUUGUCUAUAAGAUCACAAGCAGUACCCACUGCAGGCAGGCCCCCAUGGCUAGGCCGACUUUCUACUUCCAUUGUCAAUCCUUCCUCACGAGGAGCGAGGCUGGCCGGAAAGUCCCUCACUCUCCACCAUUCACUCACACAUCAAGUGCGCAACCCAUUUCAAAGGAGCGUUUAGCACCUCUCCAAGCUUUGAAUGACGUAGCAAGGGAAAAUGAAGUAGUCUAGGAUUUCUCAAGGAAUGGAGGUUUUUCAUUGUCAUUUUAGUUUUCAUCAUUUGUUUAGACACGCGGGCUUUGUCAGCCUGAAGUUAUGUUUACAGAAGGCUAAUCACCAGUGGGAGUAGAUUCUGUAGGGAAGGGGUCAUUGAGGAUACCUAUGGGAGCUCGGGCUGAGGCUUAAUGAUGCUCCUUACAAGGGUGAGUCCAGAGGAAUAUAGUGCCUUCUGACCUUGCACUAUUGUCUCAUGCUUUAGUGCGGAGGAGCAGGUCCUGCACCCAGCAACCAGUAGUCCCAUGUGCACCUCUCUGCUGGUUACAUGGCCUUUAGUGGAGCCAUGGCCAUAAUCAUUCUGAAGGACAAGAAUGAAAGGACAGAAGGACAGUCUGAAGGGACAGGAGUCCCUGUUGCCCACAGGACAGGGAUUGGGUUCUAUGGGUUUCUCUUCACACAGUGUCUACUAACAACCAAUGCUUGGCAAUGUAAACAAUCAUAAAUUAUUGAGUGUCAUAAUUCUUUUGCACUGUCUUUUAUUAGCUUAUUUUAAAUAAAAUUUAUUACUGUACUUGAA
This is a messenger RNA of Echinops telfairi (small Madagascar hedgehog), 1648 nucleotides long. It is a transcript of the gene PXDC1, whose product is annotated as PX domain containing 1. The coding region runs from base 1 to 507 and encodes 168 amino acids. Gene Ontology annotation, molecular function: phosphatidylinositol binding. Lineage: Eukaryota; Metazoa; Chordata; Mammalia; Afrosoricida; Tenrecidae. The record is from RefSeq and is a predicted model, not a curated record. The transcript has 5 exons.